Molecule: messenger RNA, 173 nt
Organism: Racocetra persica
Lineage: Eukaryota; Fungi; Glomeromycota; Glomeromycetes; Diversisporales; Gigasporaceae
Source: the annotation of a GenBank genome assembly
AACUAUCACAAGUACAGGCCAGGCACCCUGUUAAGCAUGCUGCACAGUUCAAACUAUCACGUGUGAUCACAACAGAUGAACCUCUAUCACUCCAGUCAGUAAAUGAGACCUUAACGGCUAGGCCACCUCCAGAAAUCCCAAUAACAGAGACUGAAAUAAAGUUGCUAGCCUAA